Messenger RNA from Endocarpon pusillum Z07020, 8721 nucleotides. RefSeq lists its product as uncharacterized. Bases 1 to 8721 code for a protein of 2906 amino acids. The record is from RefSeq and is a predicted model, not a curated record. The transcript is spliced from 4 exons. Lineage: Eukaryota; Fungi; Ascomycota; Eurotiomycetes; Verrucariales; Verrucariaceae.
AUGGCUCGCCUAGGUAUCACCACCAUCUCGGGCCUGCUGCUCCUCCUCCUGUAUAUCUCGUCCUUUGUCCUCUUUGCGAUUAUUAGAAUCACCACGGGAUUUUCAAUUCAGAGAUUAGGAUAUUUGAGCUUGCGCCGGAUAGCAUAUACACCAAAAGCAGGGAUACGAAUCGAGGUUCGCGGAUUGGGCCUGUCGCUUCAUCGUCCAACCUUCGUUCAACCGACAUGGAUCAGCUUACGGCUAGACAGCCCCAGAGUUAUAUUAGACCUCUCGGUAUUGAAUGGCAGCCCGAAGAGAACAAAUGGCCGGAUUCAGAUGGUGGAUAAACAAUCUCAGCACUCUGCGAAGUCGUUUUCUGCGCCAAAUGGAUCAACGAACGGCCCACGGCGACAUCGCAGCCAGCUUUGGAGACAUCUAACCGAUACCAAAGAAGGUAUCAAGCGGUUGCACCGUAAAGUACACUGGCUUAGAUUAUUGGAUGUCGUCGCUGUUGAUGCAGCUAUCGAAGUGGUGGAUGUCGGUUCCAUCCGGAUCGGCCACUUUACAAUGGCCGUUGAUACGAGACGCAAGACAGUUGAUCGAGGUCGCCUAUUUCGGCACAAGAAAGACCCCUCAGGAGAUCAGCGACCUGCGGAAUGGAUCAUCACCACCAAAAGUGUUCUUCUUAUGGUUGCUGGAUCUGAACCUGGCGAAGUGCUAGACUCUAUGAGCCUUAAUAUCCACGGCAUUCUGUACAGAAAACGGGAAGGUCUUCGAGAUACGUCUAUUGCCAUCAAGUUGGGCCGCUUACACAUUCCUUUCGACGAUCUCCUUACGAUCUCAUCCUAUGCCAGAGCUAUAACCAUCUCUGCUAGAGAAGCUGCUGUCAGAAGUCCUCUCGAAGAAAUCUCGUUCACUGACGUUGUCGAAGAAUUAGACAGGCCUGGAAGUCGCGAGGAAUCCAUUGUUCAAACUGUAGCAGAUUCUAAGGAAUUCAUCAGCUCCAUUUUGAGAGGCGUACAGGAGAUUCAGAUGGCUCUCAGCUUCAUUCGAGUAUCGAGGCAAAUCACCUCUUUAUCGCAUCUUACCGCGCCCCUCACUGUAAACAUUGUGACACACGAAGUUGGCAUCGACCUGCAUCGUCUUGAUCAAGGAAGCCCAGCCCAUCGGAUGUACUUUUCGCGGUCAGAUGUGGCUCAUCAAGCACUGAUUGCUGCCAUAUCUGUAUCCGUCAGUCUGGAUGAUGCUGAGCAUUCACCUAGCAAGAUUAUGUACAUUCCUAUGGCAACUACCACCGUCAAGACUACGUUACCAUCAAAGACAGUAACAUUUGCAGAGGAGAGAGACGCAACUGAACGCAAUGCCAAUAUCUUGUUUGCCAACCUGGUCGUCACGUCACCUUCUGUGGACCUUGAUCCAAGACAUCUUGCUCAAAUACUAGCCCUCCUUCGCGCGAAAGGCGAAAAUCCAAGUGUCAGACAAGAUGGCAACCACCGACUUAUCUCGCGCCUCCUACCGAAAGCUAGCAUCAAGCUGUCUAUUCAUGAGCCCGUGGUUAGGUUCGUGCUACCUAUCAAUAACUCAACCUCUACCAAUCCUGACGACUACGAUCUCAUCAUAUCUGCUGUGUCUUCGAUCUCCCUGGAUGUCGAAUCAACGCAUUCUACAGAAGGGGAGAUUCACUACUCACUAAACUCAGUCUUUCGCCUUUCAUCGCACCAACUAUACUACCAGACCUCGUCAGGGAUCAGACAUGAUCUUGUCGUUGCAGAGGUUCUUGAACUGAAAAUGGAAUUGGAUGCGACAACCGAAGUUCGCAUGCUGGUUUCUGGGAGCCUAAAAUCAUUUUCUAUCCAUAUGAUGAGGGAGGAGGUCAGCAACGGAAUUUACAAUAUCGUUAGAAAUUUCAGGAACAAUUUUAAGCUUGACGAGCAGGCGUUAACAUUAGUGGCUGGUCGCCCCAACUUUCUCCGUCGGCUACCUGUCUGGCUGAUCGAGCUUCAUCUGGAGGGUUCCGAUUUUAGUAUUGAAGUCGCUGGCAUCGACAAAGAAAUAUCCCAUCAGACCCGGGGUCUUGCCAUGCGACUCGAUUCGUGGACUGCGGAAUACGAGUCGCAGCGCGCCCUUAAAGAGCGCCGACCAUCUUCGGUGGGGCGUAGGACAAGCGCCAAGUCCCGUCGUGACGAAUCUUCUAAGCAAGGACUUGAUCCAGCGCAUGAAAAGACUUCGCAUACGCAAUCUGAUGGUCGCAGGUUGACUAUCCACGUCAAAGGCCUCGAAGCUUUCAUCAUUGAAUCCACACGGCUAUGGGAACCCGAGCCUUCCAUGCGUUUGCCUAGGUUUGAAGUUACCUUUAGCACUUCACGAGACUUGCAAGGACCAAUCCUUCACAUCAACUCAGCAGUCAGUGCUAUCCACCUCUGUUUUUCUCUCUAUCGCUAUUACUCUAUUGGUGUCGCUAUCAUGACCUUGAAAGAUGCAUUUCAGGGCCCUGUCUCUCGAGCUCCCACACAAGAGCUUAAGUCGUAUCUGUCCACUGGGAAGGCGCAGGCAGCGGAGCACGCCGUGCGCUCAAAUACCAUGGCGGGUGCAGAACUUGUUGCAGUUGAUAUUAAGGUUGCUUUCAUGCAGGUUCAAGCUGGAAUGGCGGCGGAUCCACCAAUGCUCCUUCAGAUAUAUGAUGUUGUUGCAGGUCGUCAUCGGUGGUCUGCGCCUUUCCUAAAGUCUCACUUGCUACGGUUGCAUGUUGAGGCUCCACACCUAAGAAGAGUCUGGGCGCGCUUGAUAUCCAUGAAUAGCAUUCGUGUGAACAUGCGCCAAAGCCGGAAGAAAGUAGGAACUUCUUUUGUCACUGAACGGUCCAUAGACCUUGCGACAGAGUUUAUUCGUUUGGCGGUUCCCCACGGGCUGAUCGUCUAUAAGGUUUUUGACAACUUCGUGAAUACUGUAAAGGCCAUGGAGCAGCUGCAUCACAGGUUCAGGACAAGAAAAAAGGACUAUGUCCUAGAAAAAAGUCCCGAAGGACCGAAGCGUAUUCCAAAAAUCUCCCUUCGGAGUAAAGUAAUCAUGUUCGAGAUAGAAGAUGAUGCCUUUGAGUGGAAACUUGGGACUAUUUACCGUGUAGGCCUCGCGGAGCAGAAGCAGCGUAUGGCUCGGGCAGAGGCCUUCGUUUUGAAGGCCAAAAGACUCGGGGACGAUCGACCUCCAGGCGCUGCUUCACGGCAUCGAGCACACUCUUAUCAGCCUCAAACACAUCCUCGGCCCAGCCACGAAGGACCAGACAGAAGUCAUAGUGAAGAGCAAUUUUCAGGUCAACGCUCCUCCUCACGAGGACCUCACGGCCAUGACAGCAAAUCGAUACGUUACAAUUCUGAUGGCGUAUGCAGUCUAACUGGGUCAGCCAAAGUGCAGGUGAAAGCAGCGUCGGAGAAGCUGCAAGAACAUAACGCCCGAUCGUGGAAGAGGAAAAUUGAUAAUGUGCUCGCUCUGCAGAAUAAUACCGUAAAAGAUGUCAGACGAAUGUUCUCAGGAGCUGACGAUCCUCCCCACGAUGCAGAAGAUGAAGAAACCAUACUUGCAAUUCCAAAGCGACCUGGAUUGAUGUCAGCAGUUAUUAGCGACCUACACUUAGUUCUGGACAAACCAUCGUUCCCCUUGUCUGACUAUCCUAAAUUUCUUCACGAGGUGGGUAAAGGUAUGCCACUUGACAUGCAAUAUUCAUUGCUUCUACCAAUGAAUAUCUCCCUAGACAUGGGCGAGGCUCAGGUCAUGUUGCGUGACUAUCCAUUGAAACUUCUUCAUGUACCUGCAAUCAGGCCAGGCCAGCAGCCGAGACUUCCCAGCUGGUCUCUGCGGACUGACUUUGUCAUAGCGGAAGAAUAUCGCAAUGCUGAAUCGACUCGAAACGUCAAGGUUGAUAUUGUGCCCUCCGGUCAACAUGAAGACGAUUGUAGCGAAUUGUUGGGCUUUUCGCUAGACGUUCGUCGCACCGUUUCGCCUGUGAAAACGUACUCGAAAGUCAUGAUUGAUGUCAACACGAGUCUGCCCACGACAAUAUCCUGGGGCACUUCGUAUCAACCUGUUAUUCAGGAUAUGAUGAUGAUCAUUGAAGGUUUCACGAAGCCAGAGAUAGAUCCAUCGGAUCGUGUCGGUUUCUGGGACAAGAUUCGGCUUAGCUUUCAUUCACGAAUGACCGUCAAAUGGAAAGGCGGCGGAGAUGUGCAUUUACGUCUUAAAGGCUCUCGCGAUCCGUAUGUGACAACUGGCUAUGGCGCUGGCUUCGUUAUGUGUUGGCGAGACAGCGUACAAUGGGCUAUACAUACAACCGACGACCCCAAGGAAUUUAUGACUGUGAAGAGCGCACGUUCAAAAGAUGAAGAUGGCAUAUCUACCAGUAGCACCCAAAAGAAUUCAGCCAUCUUUAAGAAGGUGAUCAUGAAACUCUCAGGCAACGUGCAAUGGCUUGCUGGGUUAGUUUUUGAACGGAACUCCAGUGGUGACAACCGGUUGUUUGAUUUCAAGCCUCAUUAUGAUGUGGUGUUGAAGAAUGCUAAGUAUCUCGACAAACACACACUUGCGGAUUACGAUGCAUUUGGAGGGUUCCGAAGCCACCACAUACAUCUCUCGAUAGCCGUUGCUGCUCCUUAUGACAGGGAAUGGAGCUUGAGUAAUCUGAAGCCGUCCGACAGCUAUAACGCCGUUCAUCUAAGCCCUAGAUUCUUUACGCAUUUCUUUGACUGGUGGUCACUCUUUUCUGGGGUCAUGUCUCUACCCAUUCGACAAGGGCGUCUCUGGCGAGGCCCUGAGAAAACAAGCAAGAAAUUCGGUCGUCAUCUGGCAACUCUCAAGUACAAUUUACUGUUAUCGCCACUGUUCGUAGCUCACGUCUACAAGCAUAAGGAUGCUGAAGACUAUGGGGAAGAUGUGGUCUCGGCGACUGGUUUGAAGCUACGACUUGACAGUUUUAUGCUUGACCUCCAUCAACGACGAGAAUGGUUUGACACGGUGAUCAAAGGUAAAUCAAAACAGACUCGCACAAGCGGGAUGCGCAUCAAUGAGGGCCAAUUGGACUUUAUCAAUGCAGAUAUGCGAGCCGUCUCGGCAAACAUUGGUGGCACGAAUGCAGACGAUCUUUUACGAGCCAGUGACGAAGCUCUGUCCACAUACCAACAGCCUGUCCCUACAGGCGAUAUGUCACGGUUUACGAUCACUGAUCACGACGUAUCAUGGAUUGACAUGGACGACUUCGUCGAGCUUGACUGGGUUCUGCCUUCCGAGUCGAAUCCAGAAACCAAAAUCCUACCACUAGCUUUUACGCCACGUUUUACAUACUUUCGGCAGACUGACCAUGGAGGGGCAAUACAUGGAGAUGAGACUCGUACCAGCCCUUUCGGCGACGAGCCUACCCACUACUGCAUUAUGUCCCAUGACAAUGAUCCACGCCGAGUGCAGAUGGAGCUUGUAAAGGAGAGAAUCGAUUCCAUUACCAGACAAAUCGAGUCUCACACUCGGUUGAUGGGCGAGCAGGAGUUGCUCGUCAUCCGCGACGGAGAUCAGGACAGUGGCUUGAAGCGUCAUUACGAUAUCCUCGUUCAGCAGAACAAAGAGCUUCACGCCAAACACGAGUUCCUCGUUGCUGGUCUGGCUCGCUUGACUGAGCAGAGAUCAUCAGCUAACGGUUCCGCAACUCAGUCCGGCCCAGGGCCAGCCAGCGAGACGCAUGCCUAUGUUCACUACUCUGAAGCUGAGGCCAAAGCACAUGAUGCUCUUGAUUACCUCUUUCCAUCGUCACAAGAAGAAUUUCCUAGCAAUUUCAACAACCGAUUCAUGGUACACAACAUUCAGUUCAAGUGGAACAAUUCUCUUCGCAAUAUCAUCCUUCGCUAUGGCCACCAAGUCAGCCAAAGAAGAGGAUUCGUUUACUAUAUGUCACGAAGGGCAGUGAAGUUCAUUCUUGAUAUCGUCGACGAGCAGAAUAGAUCGAAAGCGCAUCUGUCGCCAUGCACAGAACAGGAUGACAAGUCCCCACGACCCCGCAUAGAAUCGGAGACCGAUGACAGAGAUCAAGAAGCUCUCGUCAAAGACCGUAUCGACCAGCUGCUUCAAGAUGCGAAGCGUUUCGUUGAUGCUGACGAUCCAAUGAGAGGUGGUAAGCAGCGCGAUGUUCGGCCUUCAACAGCCAGUUCGGAGAAUCAGCUAGCAGAGGACUUUGUUCCGCAAAACAGCUAUCACGUCCGCCUCAUUGCACCUCAGAUUCAACUUCAAAGCGAGAAGAAUAACAAGGCUAGUGCAAUUGUAGCAGCGAAAGGCAUGCAGCUCAAGGUGGUCUCUAUCAUGGACAAAGCGAGGAUAUCAGAUGAUGUCAGUGGCCUGGUGCAACGUCAAUUUUCACUUGACAUGGAUGGGGCGCAAUUUUUCGUCACCACAAAGAAAAGAUUAUAUAAGUUCUUGCAUCUGUACUCAGGAAACAAGUACGGCAAUCCUCCAGGCUCGUCUUGGCCUCCGUGGGUAUCCCUGGAGGUGAUGUUCGAUUUCGAGCUUAAUCCGUUCGGCUUCGAAAGAGUCAUCCAGAGAACUUCAGCAACAUUGCGGUACGAGAAAUACAACACACUACGCCUCAAAUAUAACGAGGAAGUUGCAAGGGCCGAAACCAAUCCAAAGGGCAAGUCGGCUCGAGCUGAGAGUCGUAUUGACCAUCUUUCUGUCGACUUCCCUUGCAUCAAAGCUACUUGUGAUUCUGCUCAAUAUUAUGCUCUGUACAUUAUCGUUCUUGAUCUCUUGCUGUAUAGCGAGCCACGAGAGAAAGUGAGAAGUGAGCGACUGGAGAAGAUCAUGCUGGCGUCGGAUUUUAGUGACCUGAGAGGGGCGCCGGAGAUUGCCAGCAGUCUCCAGGAAAGGAUUCGUCAACUCGAGGACAUCAAGAACCAUUUCCAGAUCAAUGCCAGACACCUUGACAGGCAAGGUUGGCAAGAUCGAAUGAGCCUCGAGAAAGACUUGGCCAGCUGUGAAGACGAGCUGUUCUUCAUCAUGAAAGCCAUCACCACGUCGCAAUCUCAGCGCAAGAACGAUGAUCGGCAGACUACACAGUCCAAAGGUCUUCUACGCUGGUAUCUCAGGGCUUCUGAGGUUGUCUGGCAUCUGAUGAGGGACAAGGACGAAGCGCUCCUAGAGUUCCAGUUGGGCGAUGCAGCUUAUGAGCGCAUUGAUAACAGUGAUGGAUCCAACCACAAUGCGAUGGAAAUUGGCCGGAUACAUGGGUUGAACCUCCUGCCCAAUGCCUUGUACCCGCAAAUGAUUGGGCCAUACCAGGAUCUGAACUCCAAGAGCUCGCUACAACGGGACGACCAGAAGAUGAUCAAGGUGCAUUGGUACAUGCUCGAAGCUAUUGCAGGAAUCCCGGUGCUUGAGCAAUUCCAAGUUACGCUGUUCCCACUGAAGGUCCAAUUGGAGCGAGAGCUCGGAAAGAAAUUGUUCGAAUACAUCUUUCCCGGAGUGCAAUCAAGCGCGUUUGAGAACAAAAACUUCUCACCUUUCAUGAUCAGGAACAUGCAACCCCUCGACGACGGGACAGAUUCGGAGGCGGAUGAAGCGGCGAACGCGCUGCUUUCGGAUAGCAGUGCGCAAACGUUGUCCCAGAAUAGCUCGAUUAAUGUAUCAGAGACUGCAGCCAUCGGCCGUAGGAUGCAGCCUACUUUAGCUCUGUCACAUGACGAACCUCUACCACAUGCAAAUCACAAGCCGACAGGUUUGGGUAUCAGUAGCGAGCACCACCGCCUCGGCCUCUUCAGACAUGCCAACUCAUCUUCAACGUCCAAGCUGGUCACGAGUGGCGCAUCCCAUCGGAAAGGGUCACCAGACAGUGUACGUCUUCCUUCGAAGCGAUCCAUGGACAACUCUUCCACAAAUCUCUCGGCCAUGAGUAUGGAUGAGUCGAGAAGGAAGUUCGGUCUUCCACGCUCAUCAAGCAAAGAUCGAAGAGAUAAAGAGAAGAAGGACAAGCCGUCGGAUGAGCUCUCCCAGAUGAUGUCACGAGCGAGCAACUACAUGACAUUAGCGCAUGUUAAGCUUGACAGUGUUGUCAUCUGUCUUAGCUACAAAGGCAAAGGGGAUCGCAAUCUCGAAGAUCUUCAUGACUUUGUCUUCCGCAUGCCCGCGCUAGAGUAUCGGAACAAGACUUGGUCUAACCUGGAUCUGGCACUGAGACUAAAGAAGGACUUCAUCAGGGCUCUUAUCUCCCACACUGGGGCUAUCAUCGGCAACAAGUUUCACCACCGCCCCAACAAACAACAACAAUUGCGCCUCCGCAAGGCGGCUAGCUCUUCGCAGAUGCUGUCCAAUAAUGCCAGCCCAACAAACACGCCGAGUACUAGCGAAGCGGAUAGCCUCAUCAGCUCUGCACCCCGCAUGGAGAGAUCAAUCUCGCCUAGACGGUCUUUUGCUUCUACCAAUCGACGAACUUCGCCUCUGAUGAGGGUAGACUCGUCCCCUUCCAGCAUCCACAGCUCGCGACCAUCCAGUCUAAUUAUGACCCCCAUCAAUCCUCCUACCGAGCCCACUCGAGCUCAGACUUUCCACGGCGGUCCAAGCCUGAUAACGAAUGCGCUGAGCAAGCACUUCUCGCGUGACCAUAACCAUCGAGGUCGGCAGCCUGUAGAAGAUAGUGCGGAAGACUCAGAUCAGGAGAAUACCAAGAAAAAGGCGGUGUUGCUUCUGGGGAAGAAGAUCCUGGAGUCGUUGAGCUGA